This is a messenger RNA of Lolium rigidum, 2664 nucleotides long. RefSeq names its product protein ALWAYS EARLY 3-like. Lineage: Eukaryota; Viridiplantae; Streptophyta; Magnoliopsida; Poales; Poaceae. Bases 291 to 2444 code for a protein of 717 amino acids. Gene Ontology annotation, biological process: regulation of cell cycle; regulation of transcription by RNA polymerase II; DNA-templated transcription. The record is from RefSeq and is a predicted model, not a curated record. Gene Ontology annotation, cellular component: nucleoplasm; transcription repressor complex. Gene Ontology annotation, molecular function: DNA binding. The transcript is spliced from 12 exons.
GUUGACUAGUUUCUAGGCAGCUCUGUAGCUGUGCAGAUGCCUUCCACCUGUUUUACCUGCAACACACUUAACUUCAUUCAUCGGCUUCCAUUUGCAACCACAAGACUUGUAGAUACUGGGCAUACUGUUCAAUAAUAAGUUUACUCACUGAGGUCAACAAAUUGUUUAACCAGGUUCACAAAGAAUCAUCAACACACAUUAAGGAUGAAAGCAAAGACAAUGAAUCUGAUGAGAAGCCUAGUGUUCCUGCAGCAGUACCACUUCUUGAGAAAAAAGACAACUCCAGAAAAAUGAAGAAGAUUAAAAGGCAGUCAGAACUUGUAAACAUUGAGAUGGUUACUAGGAAAAAAGCUAGACUUACUAAAGAUCCACAUCAUGAUGGAAGUGCUAUUUCUGAAGUAAAGCAGCAAGAUUGUAAAUGUGGUGUUAAAACGGAGAAAAAGAAAAGAAAGUAUUCCACAGGAAAGAUCUCCAAAGAUGAAAAGAAUGCACUAAAAGAUAUUGAGAAGACUGAGGUUUCUGCUGAAGAAGGGAAUGUAGUUUCUAAUAAGGGUAGGCAUACUCAUGUUAGUCCAGUUUCAAAACAAAACAAGUCCAAAGCACAGGAAAGUUCUCCAGCACAUGAUGAUUUUGGAAAAGAAGCCAUGGAUAAUAUGGACAGAACACAAAAUGCAAUAACUCAGCAAUCUGACUCGCCGUCAAAGGCUAGAAGUCGGCGCAAAUUAGGCAUUUUAAAAGCACUUACUCCAGAGUGUAAGCCUUCUGAGGGUGCUGAUGAUCCCUACGAUAAUGUUACCUACUCAGUGAAUAACGUUCUCGAUCUUAAGGACAAGCUCUCUCACUGCUUAUCGUCACGUUUUCUCCGGAGAUGGUGCAUGUCCGAAUGGUUCUAUAGUGCAAUUGAUUACCCAUGGUUUGCGAAGAGUGAAUUUGUCGAGUACCUGAAUCAUGUUAAGCUGGGUCAUGUGCCAAGGCUGACUCGUGUUGAGUGGGGUGUUAUACGGAGUUCUCUUGGAAAGCCACGGCGAUUGUCGAAGCAGUUUUUACAUGAGGAGAGAGAGAAGCUUUCUCAGUAUCGUGAGUCAGUCAGACAACACUAUGCUGAACUCCAGUCUGGUGUUCAAGAAGGUCUACCGACUGAUCUUGCUCGACCUUUAGCAGUUGGACAGCGUGUCAUAGCCUGUCAUCCCAAAACCAGGGAACUUCAUGAUGGCAGUGUUUUGACUGUUGACCGUGACCGUUGCCGGGUUCAAUUUGAUCGGUCGGAGCUGGGUGUUGAGUUUGUGAUGGAUAUUGAUUGUAUGCCACUACACCCACUUGAAAAUUUCCCCGAAUCUCUCCGACGGCAAAAUAUCGUGAAUAAAUACUACCGCAGUUUCCCAGAAGUAAAAUUUGAGGAUCGAUCUAGAGAGUAUGGUGGUAGCGGCGCAGCAAGAUUCGUACCAAAUGGAGACACAUUUGAUUCAGUUGCACACGCAAAAAAUACUGGAAAUGAGGCUACAGUUGCUGCACAACAGGCAAUGUAUAGCCAGCCAUGUACACUGUCACAGCUACAGGAACGAGAAGCAGAUAUAAGGGCUCUUGCUGACCUAUCACGCGCCCUUGAUAAAAAGGAAGCUUUGCUGGUAGAAUUGAGGCACAUGAAUGAAGAGGUGUCUGGAAAGCAGAAGGAUGGGGAAACUAUUAGAGAUUUGGAGCACUUCAGGAAGCAAUAUGCCAUGGUGCUUGUACAGCUAAGAGAUUCGAAUGAUCAUGUUGCUUCGGCCUUGCUUUCUCUGCGGCAACGUAACACAUUUCAUGGGCAUCCCACACAGUCAUAUCCUAUUCCUAAAUGCGUGGAAAACAGUGGUGCUUUUAAUAGAACACCAGACGCAUCUAACCUUUUUGGUUAUAUUACCCAGGAGUCUGGAUCCCAAGUCACGGAAAUUAUUGAGACUUCGAGGUGCAGAGCUAAGGCGAUGGUUGAUGUUGCUAUUCAGGCAAUGUGCAAAGUAAGUGACGGGGAGAAUGCUUUUGCGAAAAUAGGGGAAGCACUGGACAAUCUGAAUAUCCGUGGCACCGGCUUUGGUUCUAGCAUACUAGGCAUACGGCGGAUACCUCCCGAUUCGGGACAGGCAAAUUCAGCCUGUCAAGAUAACAGCACUUCUGGCCGCUUUGACCCUGCGACAACUAACGUUCCAGGUCCAAGAUUGCCCAGCGGCCGUGAUUCUGAAACCCAGUUCCCUUCAGAGUUGAUUUCAUCCUGUGUAGCUACCAUCCUUAUGAUACAGAACUGCACGGAGAAGCAGUGUCAUCCUGCCGAAGUGGCGCACAUUCUCGAUUCGGCGGUCUCGCGCCUACAACCGCGCAGCUCGCAGAAUGUCCCGAUCUUCAGGGAGAUCGAGAUGUGCAUGGGUAUCAUCAAGAACCAAAUGCUGGCGCUGAUACCCACUCCUAGUGGCUAGUGCGCCAUGGCUAACAUUCUUUCUUGUGUUAUACAUAUGUAGGGGAAGGAAAAUUUGACGAUGUUUAUGUGCUUAUGCAGUUGUGUAUUCUUAAUCUCACAGCCUGUAUAAGGUGUAACUUAUUAGUUAUUGUUAUAUAGUUCUUGUAUUCUAUUAGUCUCGAUCACUUCUUCAUUUGAGGUAAUCUUAAAGGAGCUCUAGUGAAGCCUUCGUAUAUUGA